Podospora pseudocomata is the source of this 1607-nucleotide messenger RNA. It is a transcript of the gene RKM5, whose product is annotated as Ribosomal protein lysine methyltransferase. The transcript has 3 exons. NCBI's taxonomy places the organism in Eukaryota, Fungi, Ascomycota, Sordariomycetes, Sordariales, Podosporaceae. The record is from RefSeq and is a predicted model, not a curated record. Bases 553 to 1506 code for a protein of 317 amino acids.
CUGGACGGUUCGACAGGUCGACUUGAGUCCUGUCGACUUGAACACUGGAGAUGGCUCUUGGCACAAGUCUUGGAGGUCCGCGUCGGUGCGUCCUUCCCCGCAUCUGACCCCCCAUCUCCCCAAGCAACUUCUCGAUAGCUCUGCUCCACCCCUCAACCAAAAACUCUGAGGGCUUCCCGUCGGAACGUUCCAGCUCGGGUUUCCCCUCCUUUCAGGGCUGGGCAGCUGCUCUACAUCGCCAGAAUGGAGUCGUCGGAUCACCACGGCCGCUUUCACUGGCUCUCUAUUUGCUACACUCUCUAGGUUUCAGUGUGCUGCUCUCGGCGCAUGAUGCAAUGAAGAAGUGAACUGAAUUUGUGGGAAGCCCCGGACGCGCCAAUCCAGACUAUUCCUCGCCUCCGCAUUUUCUAAGAUUGCACUAAAAACGCCCAGAACCGGCCCUGUCAGCCAAAGUCAUCGUUCGUCUUGUCUUCCCUUUUCCCUGUCGUCUGAUAGACCAGGAAUUCAGCCACCAGCCACCAUCCACCAAUCACCAACCACCUGUUUGGAAUAAUGAAGUUGGAGAAGCUGUUGCAGGCUCUAGGACAGCAGCCCAUAGAGUCGUCCGAGGAAGUCUGUCAACUAACACGCCUACUUUGCCGCCAACUAGAGACGUUUGAGCUGUUUGCCCAGGAGCUCCCCUCACAGAAUCUUGGCUUCGUCGACUCCAAGGCCUCCACAGUCGAACUGACCAUUGCUGGCCGGGAUUUUACCAUCCAUCAGUCACCUGGCGUGCUGUCAUCCAACCGUGCCGGCGGCACAACAGGAGCUGUCGUCUGGAAAGUUACACCUCUCUUUGCAGAAUGGAUUAGCUCUGCAUCAUCUCUGCUUUUCCAGUCUGAGAUCCUGUCCUCGAACUCUCUCGUGUUGGAGCUCGGGUGUGGCAUUUCAGCACUGGUCGGCCUGUGCCUGGCGCCUCGUGUCAAGGGCUACGUCUUGACCGAUCAGCCUUAUGUCGCCAAGUUUGUUGAGCAAAACGUUGCCGAAAAUGCUCACAUCUCAGCCUCCUCCACUGGCAAAGGAAAGGCAAAAGGGAAGAAAACAAAGGCGACGGCGGCCAGUCACUCAAAAGACAACAAUGUCGUCUUUACUCCCUUGGAUUGGGAAACAGACGAAGCGACGCCCUCUCUUCUGACCGACCUGCCAGACACAGCAGGAAGAAAGAGCUUCGAUGCUAUCAUUGCAUGUGACUGCAUCUACAACGAAGCGCUCAUCGACCCGCUUGUGUCUACAUGCGCUGAUAUCUGCCGGCUGAGAACUCAAGAGUCUGACACCGAGGCAGAUCCCACCAUCUGUGUGGUUGCGCAACAGCUGAGGGACGAUCAAGUCUUUGAAGGAUGGCUCGCGAGAUUUAUGGAGUCUUUUCACACAUGGAGAGCUCCUGAUGAGUUGUUGCCAAAUGGGUUGAAGCCGAGCUCGGGGUUUGUGGUUCAUAUUGGGAUAUUGAAGGAGGCAUAUACCCCUUAGUACAUGAUGAAUGAAAACAACUCAGGCCACAACAAAUAUAAUAAUAUCUCCCCUCUACAACCUCCCUUUCGAUGCAAUACCUAUCCUGAUUAUCCCUCACA